Molecule: messenger RNA, 8403 nt
Organism: Tinamus guttatus (white-throated tinamou)
Lineage: Eukaryota; Metazoa; Chordata; Aves; Tinamiformes; Tinamidae
Source: RefSeq, a predicted model, not a curated record
AUGGAGAAAGCCAAGAGGAAGGAAUCGAAGAGCGGGGAGAAGAGGCGCGGGAGGCCGCCGACGCUCGCGAGCGUCAAGUUCAAACUGUCGCAAGUCAAGGACGCGUCGGACGCUCAGAAGGGAAGCGGCAAAGAGGAGAAAGAAAGCCUGAAAAAAAUCAAAAGGUCACCCUCCACUACGUUCCAGCAAGCCACGAAAAUCAAGAAGUUACGAACUAGCAAACUCUCCCCGCUAAAAUCCAAAUUCAAGGCAGGGGCCAAACUGCAGAUCGGGAGGAAAAGCGUUCAGAUCGCGCGCAGGAGAGGCAGGCCGCCGGCGUCGGAGCGCGUCAAGGCUUCCUCCGCCCCGGUGCUCAACUCGCAGCUGGAGAAACCGCAGCGGGCGCGCAAGGAGAAGGACGGCACGCCGCCGCCGCCGAAGGAGGAGAAGGCCGCCGUGAGGCAGAGCCCGCGCCGCAUCAAGCCCGUUAGGAUCAUCCCCUCCACCAAACGGACCGACGCGGCGAUCGCCAAGCAGCUCCUGCAGAGAGCUAAAAAGGGGGCGCAGAAGAAGAUCGAGAAGGAAGCGGCCAAGCUGCAGGGCAGGAAGGGCCGGACCCAGCUCAAGAACAUCCGGCAGUUCAUCAUGCCGGUCGUGAGCGCCAUCUCCUCCCGCAUCAUCAAAACACCCAAGCGCUUCAUCGAAGACGAGGACUACGACCCCCCUAUCAAAAUAUCGCGGCUGGAAUCGACGCCCAACAGCCGCUUCAGCGCCACGUCGUGCGGUUCUCGGAAGCGGAAGAGAAGAGUGUUCAGCCCCAUCCGCUCGGAACCCCGGUCUCCUUCGCACUCCAUGAGGACGAGAAGCGGGCGACUUAGCAGCUCUGAGCUGGCAACUCUCACCCCACCGGCUUCUGUCUCUCCCUCAUUAACUAGCAUCUCUGUUAGUUCUCUUGCCACUAGUGCCUUAAAUUCAACUUUCACCUUUCCCUCCCAUUCCCUCACGCAGCCCGGGGAGUCGGCGGAGCGAAGCCAGAGGCCGAGGAAGAAGCCGAGCGCUCCGGCAGAGCCGCUCUCCUCUACGCGCCCCGCUCCUAUCUUUAAAAUCUUUCCCUGGUUCGCAUCGAGUCCCCAGACAGAGAGGGGGAGAAGCAAGGACAGGGCCACCGAGGAGCUGUCCAAGGAGAAGGAUGCUGACAAAAGCGUGGAGAAGGACAAGAGCAGAGAGAAAGACAGAGAGAGAGAAAAGGAAAACAAGCGGGAGUCAAGGAAAGAGAAAAGGAGGAAAGGGUCAGAAAUUCAGAGUAGCUCUGCUUUGUUUCCUGUAGGUAAAAUGCCCAAAGAAAAAGUUGUCAGUGAAGAUGUUGCAGCAUCAUCCUCUGCCAAAAAGCCCGCCGGGCGGAAAAAGUCGGCGGCGGUAGAGCCCGCGGCAGACGCUGCCGCGGCCGCCCCGGCAGACACGGCCGCGGUCAAAGCCAAGCCGUCCAAGAAAGGCAGAGGGGGCUCGGACAAAUCCGAGCUGGAGCUGAGCCCCGCCGCGCCGGCCCUGGAGAAGGAGAAGGCCCUGCGCCUCUCGGCUCCGUCGGCGAGCGCCGUCAAACAUUCCGCCUCCUCCAUCAGCUCCAUGCUGGCCCAAGCCGACAAGCUGCCCAUGACCGACAAGCGGGUGGCCAGCCUCCUGAAGAAGGCCAAGGCGCAGCUCUACAAGAUCGAGAAGAGCAAGUCCCUCAAGCAGGCCGACCCGCCGAAAGCGCAGGGACAGGAGAGCGAUUCCUCGGAAGCGUCCGUGCGAGGCCCGCGGAUCAAGCACGUGUGCCGGAGGGCGGAACUCGUGCCCGGUAGAAGGAAUCCCAUGUGCAAGCCGGGCGCUUAGGAAGCCCUGUCUCAGCCAGGGGCAUUCACGUUGCUGGCUGUUUUGGCAGAUAAGUCGUCGAUAGCUGGCUCGGAAGAGGCCGAACCUCUCGCUCCCCCCAUCAAGCCCAUCAAGCCGGUGACCCGCAACAAGGCGCAGCAGGAGCCCCCGGUGAAGAAGGGCCGCCGCUCGCGGCGCUGCGGGCAGUGCUCGGGCUGCCAGGUCCCCGAGGACUGCGGCGUCUGCACCAACUGUCUGGACAAGCCCAAGUUCGGCGGGCGCAACAUAAAGAAGCAGUGCUGCAAAAUGAGGAAAUGCCAGAACCUGCAGUGGAUGCCAUCCAAAGCGUAUCUUCAGAAGCAAGCAAAAGCUGCAAAAAAGAAAGAGAAGAAAUCCAAGGCAAACGAGAAGAAAGAAAGCCACUCUGGGAAGAACCAGCUGGACUCGGGGCAGAAGCCGGCUGCGCCGCCGGCCGUGGCCAGAGAGGAGGCUGCGGCGGGGCAGCUGCCGCCCGCCCCGCCGCCCAGCGCCGGCCCCGCCAAGAAGGAGGCACCCAAACCCGCCGCUGCUCAGCCCAAGAAAAAGCAGCCCCCGCAGCCAGAAACAGGCACAGAACAAAGCAAACAGAAGAAAAUUGCUCCUCGUCCAACUUUCCCUGUGAAACAGAAACCUAAAGAAAAGGAAAAGCCCCCUCCUCUCAGCAAGCCGGAAAGCAGCACGCUCAAUUUGCUCAGCACUCUGACUAAUGGAAGCAGUUCCAAGCAAAAGGCACCUACAGACGGAGUCCACAGGAUCCGGGUGGAUUUCAAGGAGGACUGUGAAGUGGAGAAUGUUUGGGAGAUGGGGGGGUUAGGCAUCGUCACCUCGGUACCUAUUACUCCCAGGGUGGUCUGUUUUCUCUGUGCCAGCAGUGGACAUGUGGAGUUUGUGUAUUGCCAGGUGUGCUGCGAGCCCUUCCACAAGUUCUGCCUGGAGGAGAGCGAGCGGCCCUUGGAGGAGCAGCUGGAGAACUGGUGCUGCCGCCGCUGCAAGUUCUGCCACGUGUGCGGGAGACAGCACCAGGCCACCAAGCAGUUGCUGGAGUGUAACAAGUGCCGAAACAGCUAUCACCCUGAGUGCCUGGGCCCAAACUACCCCACAAAACCCACCAAGAAGAAGAAGGUUUGGAUAUGUACCAAGUGUGUUCGCUGCAAGAGCUGUGGAUCGACAACCCCAGGCAAAGGGUGGGAUGCGCAGUGGUCGCACGACUUCUCGCUGUGUCAUGAUUGUGCCAAACUCUUCGCUAAAGGAAACUUCUGUCCUCUCUGUGACAAGUGUUAUGAUGAUGAUGACUAUGAGAGCAAGAUGAUGCAGUGUGGCAAAUGUGACCGCUGGGUGCACUCGAAAUGCGAAAACCUUUCAGACGAGAUGUACGAGAUCCUGUCGAACCUGCCCGAGAGCGUGGCGUACACCUGCAUUAACUGCACGGAGCAGCACCCCGCGGAGUGGCGCCUGGCGCUGGAGAAGGAGCUGCAGGCGUCGCUGCGGCAGGUGCUCACAGCCCUGCUCAACUCCCGCACCACCAGCCACUUGCUGCGUUACAGACAGGCAGCCAAGCCGCCGGAUUUAAAUCCCGAGACGGAAGAGAGUAUCCCGUCUAGGAGCUCUCCUGAGGGUCCGGACCCUCCUGUCCUGACCGAAGUCAGCAAGCAGGAGGAGCAGCAACCUCUCGAUCUGGAAGGAGUGAAAAGGAAGAUGGAUCAAGGAGGUUACACGUCUGUGUUGGAAUUUAGUGAUGAUAUUGUGAAGAUAAUUCAAGCAGCCAUUAAUUCGGAUGGAGGGCAGCCAGAAGUUAAAAAAGCCAAUAGCAUGGUCAAGUCCUUCUUUAUUCGGCAAAUGGAGCGUGUUUUUCCAUGGUUCAGCGUUAAAAAAUCCAGAUUCUGGGAGCCGAAUAAAGUCACGAGCAACAGCGGGAUGCUGCCGAACGCGGUGCUGCCCCCGUCGCUGGACCACAACUACGCUCAGUGGCAGGGGCGGGGAGAGAACAGACGCACGGAGCAGCCCCCUCUCAUGAAGAAGAUCAUCCCAGCUCCGAAGCCCAAAGGGCCGGGAGAGCCAGAUUCACCGACUCCUCUGCACCCGCCCACGCCACCCAUCUCCAGUUCUGAGCGGAGCAGAGAGGACAGUCCUGAACUGAAUCCACCCCCAGAUGUGGAAGACAACCGGCAGUGUGCGCUGUGCCUGAAAUACGGGGACGACAGCGCUAACGAUGCUGGGCGUCUCCUCUAUAUUGGCCAGAACGAAUGGACACACGUGAACUGUGCUUUAUGGUCGGCAGAAGUAUUUGAGGAUGAUGAUGGUUCCCUGAAAAACGUGCAUAUGGCUGUGAUCAGGGGAAAGCAGCUGAGAUGCGAGUUCUGCCAGAAGUCAGGUGCCACGGUAGGCUGCUGCCUCACUUCCUGUACGAGUAACUACCACUUCAUGUGCUCACGAGCCAAGAACUGUGUCUUUCUGGAUGAUAAGAAAGUUUACUGCCAGAGGCACCGUGACUUGAUCAAAGGAGAGGUGGUUCCUGAGAAUGGAUUUGAAGUUCUUAGGAGGGUUUUUGUGGACUUUGAAGGGAUCAGUCUGAGAAGGAAGUUUCUUAGCGGCCUGGAACCGGAGAACAUCCAUAUGAUGAUUGGGUCGAUGACUAUAGACUGCUUAGGAAUUCUCAAUGACCUCUCGGACUGUGAGGACAAGCUGUUUCCCAUCGGCUAUCAGUGCUCGAGGGUGUACUGGAGCACGACGGACGCGCGCAAGCGCUGCGUGUAUACCUGCAAGAUCAUGGAGUGCCGACCCCCUGUCGUGGAACCCGACAUCAACAGCACCGUAGAGCACGACGAUAACAGAACCAUUGCUCAUAGUCCCCUACCUCCCGCAGAAACUCUCUCCAAAGACAGCAGAAAUACACCUGAAAUUGUGAGCCCGCCGUCCCCGGACCGUCCCCUGCAUUCUCAGACGCCCGGCUCCAGCUACUACCCAGUAGCCUCAAAGGCUCCUCGGAUCAGGACCCCCAGUUAUCCAUCGGCGCAGAGGUCUCCCGGCUCUAGGCCUUUGCCUUCUGCAGGGAGUCCUACACCCGUGACCCAUGAAAUAGUGACAGUGGGAGACCCUCUACUGUCCUCUGGGCUGAAGAGCAUCGGUUCCAGGAGACAUAGCACCUCCUCUUUGUCCCAGCAGCAGUCCAAACUGCGGAUGAUUUCGCCCCCGAGGGCCGGGAACACUUACUCCAAGCACAGCGUGUCUUCAGUUUCAGGCGUGGGGUCCUCUGCGGAGCAGGAACUGAGUGUAAAAAGCACCGAGCGCUUUGCGGGCUCAGGGAAUUCAGGCACUCCGAGUGCCCCAGCUCAAAGCUGCUCCAACAGCAUGGGCUCCCAGAAAGCCACGGCCGCAGGGGGAAGUAAGGCUUACCAGCUGGAUGCACCUCAGUGCACAGAAGCCAAACAGCCUGGCGCUGCAGAUGCAGCAGCCAAAGGAACGCCUGCCAAGGGAGAGAAGGCGAAAAUGCUGCCCUCGAAGGACCCGGACGCUUCAGCUCACGGCUUUUCCUCGGGAGGAAGCGCUAAAGUGGCCGCCCACGCGCACAGCUCGUCGAGCACAGAAUUGAACGUUAGCAUAGGAACCUUUCAGGAACCCGAAACUAUCCCCUUUCCGUCUCUGCACCAGAGAGGCCCGAGGAAGGACAGGGAGCAGCACGUGGAGCCUGCGCAGUUGGAGAAAACAGCCUUGGCUGACGAGAUGGAAGCCAAGGGCUUAAAGGCUGCAGGCGUCAACAGCAGAUCUCCUGCAGCGGGCGAGCAGGCCCUUUCCGCCUCCCGCGACAGGCGGCAGAAGGGGAAGAAGUUAGCGAGAGACGCUAAUUUCAAAGAGAAGCAUUCCUCGAAAUCCCUUUCCGAUCCCAGCCAGGCGGCGGGCAGUGAGGAAGGAAACGCGAAGGCCGAGUUUGGCAGCGCGGCUCUCGCAGCCGAGCAAAGCGCUCAGAGGUUGUGCAACAACGUCGCUGCCGAGAAAGCCGGGGAGAAGGCGCCGCCGGCGCCGGGCUCGGCCAAGGGCUCGGGGGCGCAACCUCAGUCCGCGGGGGCAGACGCGGCCCCUCCGGCCGAGCCCUCCUCGGCCUCGGAAAACGCGGACGGCGGUGCCGCCGUUGAGGGAAGCCCGAGCGAAGCCCCGGCGCAGGAAGCCCCCAAUAACGCGUACGAGAGCUUACCCGUGCAAGACAACAGCCUCCUGCUCCAGGACGGAGCUAAGGCUCAGGAGGAGGGCUCCUACAAGCGGAGGUACCCGCGGAGAAGCGCUCGCGCCCGGUCCAACAUGUUCUUCGGGCUGACUCCUCUGUACGGCGUGCGGUCUUACGGGGAGGAGGACAUUCCCUUCUACAGCAACUCCACCGGGAAGAAGCGAGGGAAGCGCUCUGCCGAAGGGCAAGUGGACGGCGCCGACGACCUGAGCACGUCGGAUGAGGACGACCUCUACUACUACAACUUCACCAGGACCGUGGUUUCCUCGAGCGCGGAGGAGAGGCUGGCGCCCCACAGCUUGUUCAGGGAGGAAGAGCAGUGCGACCUGCCCAAAAUCUCGCAGCUGGACGGCGUCGACGACGGGACUGAGAGCGAUACAAGCGUCACGGCCACGAGCAGAAAAGUCAACCAGGUCAGUAAGAGGAGCGGCAAGGAGAACGGGACGGACAACUUGAAGCUGGAUCGCUCGGAAGACUCUGGAGAGAAAGUGCAGGUCGCCAAGGGCGCCGGCGGCCACAAGGCGGACCCGAAGCUUGACAACUGCCACCCCGUGAGCAGGGUUAAAGCGCAGGGCCCGGACUCGCUGGAAGCGCAGCUGAGCUCCCUGGACACGGGCCGCAGGGCUCACGCCAGCACGCCCUCCGAUAAGAACCUGCUGGACACGUUUAACACGGAGCUGCUGAAGUCCGACUCGGACAACAACAACAGCGACGACUGCGGGAACAUCCUCCCUUCGGACAUCAUGGACUUCGUCCUCAAGAACACGCCCUCCAUGCAGGCUUUAGGGGAGAGCCCGGAGUCGUCGUCGUCGGAGCUCCUAACGCUCGGCGAAGGCCUCGGUCUCGACAGCAACCGCGGCAAGGACAUGGGUUUGUUCGAGGUCUUCUCGCAGCAGCUGCCCACGGCGGAGCCCGUGGACAGCAGCGUCUCGUCCUCCAUCUCGGCCGAGGAGCAGUUCGAGCUGCCCUUGGAGCUGCCGUCGGACCUGUCGGUGCUGACCACGCGCAGCCCCACGGUGCCCGGGCAGCCGGCUCCUGGCAAGGCAGAUCCGCAGGAUGCAGUGGAGCAGCCGCCCCACAAGCUGUGUGGCCAGUCGGCAGGCUGUGCAGUGCAGUUAGUUUCCACUCUCCAAACUCACACUCUAGACAGCUCUCAGGACAAUAAGAGUGUGCCAGGCUAUAUUAGAAGCAAGUUGCUAAAUAUUUGUCUUCAUUUUCUAUCCUUCCAAAGGCAAAUGGCUGUCCUCCCAGAGUCUCAAUCAGCACAAAGCUUGGCAAAUGAGCAAGAAAACGCAGGCCCCAAAGCUGCCGAGGAAGAGGAGAGCACGUUCAGCUCCCCUCUUAUGUUUUGGCUUCAGCAAGAACAGAAGAGGAAGGAGUGUCUCGGUGAGAAGAAACCAAAGAAAGGUUUGGUUUUUGAGAUCUCCAGUGAUGACGGCUUUCAGAUUUGUGCAGAAAGUAUCGAAGAUGCCUGGAAGUCGCUGACGGACAAGGUGCAGGAGGCCCGUUCCAACGCCCGCCUCAAGCAGCUGUCGUUUGCAGGUGUGAACGGUUUGAGGAUGCUGGGCAUUAUCCACGACACCGUCGUGUUCCUGGUUGAGCAGCUGUACGGAGCCAAGCACUGCCACAACUACAAGUUCCGAUUUCACAAGCCAGAGGAGGCCAACGAACCUCCUCUGAACCCGCACGGCUCCGCCAGGGCUGAAGUCCACCUGAGGAAAUCUGCCUUCGAUAUGUUUAACUUCUUAGCUUCUAAACACCGGCAGCCGCCCGAAUACAAUCCCAACGAUGAGGAAGAGGAGGAGGUGCAACUGAAAUCAGCCAGGAGAGCCACUAGCAUGGACCUGCCAAUGCCCAUGCGAUUCCGGCACUUGAAGAAGACCUCCAAGGAGGCGGUCGGUGUCUACAGGUCUCCCAUCCACGGCCGGGGUCUGUUCUGCAAAAGGAACAUCGAUGCGGGCGAGAUGGUGAUUGAAUAUUCAGGCAACGUCAUUCGCUCUAUCCUCACUGACAAACGGGAGAAGUACUAUGACAGCAAGGGAAUCGGCUGCUACAUGUUCCGCAUCGACGACUCCGAGGUGGUGGACGCCACCAUGCAUGGCAACGCGGCCCGCUUCAUCAACCACUCGUGCGAGCCCAACUGCUACUCGCGGGUCAUCAACAUCGACGGGCAGAAGCACAUCGUCAUCUUCGCCAUGCGCAAGAUCUACCGCGGGGAGGAGCUCACCUACGACUACAAGUUCCCCAUCGAAGACGCCAGCAACAAGCUGCCCUGCAACUGCGGCGCCAAGAAGUGCAGGAAGUUCUUGAACUAG